Molecule: messenger RNA, 2339 nt
Organism: Conger conger (European conger)
Lineage: Eukaryota; Metazoa; Chordata; Actinopteri; Anguilliformes; Congridae
Gene: fynb
Product: FYN proto-oncogene, Src family tyrosine kinase b
Exons: 13
Coding region: 336-2105 (589 amino acids)
Biological process (GO): cell surface receptor protein tyrosine kinase signaling pathway; protein phosphorylation; T cell receptor signaling pathway
Cellular component (GO): extrinsic component of cytoplasmic side of plasma membrane
Molecular function (GO): ATP binding; non-membrane spanning protein tyrosine kinase activity; signaling receptor binding
Source: RefSeq, a predicted model, not a curated record
GCUUGGUGACAUUUGCAUGCUGUAGGUGUGCAGAAGAGGUGUAAAAUGUGGUUUUUUCCCCUCUGUGCAUCUCAAACAAUGGUGUUAAAGCUGGCACAUCUAGCUACCGUUUGACUUUUUACCAUGGUCCCUGUGUGAAAGAAUCGACUGAAUUUUGUUUCACGUUUUCUUUCUUUUUUCCGAUAUGAUCUCACAUAAGUUGUGUAUGUUAGGGGUACAGCAUGAUGAUUGCAACAGUGUCUAGAACAUACAGCUGGCACCUCAUAAAAGAACAGCUUGCUCCUCAGUCUGCUGGAGGAUUUGUAAAUGGCUCUGUGAAAAGAAGAACAUAGAUAAUGGGCUGUGUGCAAUGCAGGGAUAAGGAGGCCUCGAAACUGACGGACGACAGAGACACCAGCAUCUCGCAGAGCGCGGGCUACCGAUAUGGGGCCGACCCCACGCCACAGCACUACCCCAACUUCGGGGUCACCGCCAUCCCCAACUUCAACAACUUCCACGCGCCCGGGGGCCAGGGGAUGACCGUCUUCGGCGGGGUCAACUCGUCCUCCCACACGGGCACCCUGCGGUCCCGCGGCGGAACAGGAGUCACACUCUUCGUGGCGCUUUACGACUACGAGGCCAGGACUGAGGACGACCUCACCUUCAGGAAAGGCGAGAAGUUCCAGAUUCUCAACAGCACUGAGGGGGACUGGUGGGAGGCUCGCUCACUCACCACCGGUGGGUCCGGCUACAUCCCCAGCAACUACGUGGCUCCGGUGGACUCCAUCCAGGCCGAAGACUGGUACUUUGGGAAACUUGGCCGGAAGGAUGCGGAGAGGCAGCUGCUGUCGAACGGCAACCCCCGAGGCACCUUCCUCAUCCGGGAGAGUGAAACCACCAAAGGCGCCUUCUCCUUAUCCAUACGAGACUGGGACGACGUGAAAGGAGACCACGUCAAACAUUAUAAGAUCCGCAAGCUGGACAGCGGAGGGUAUUACAUAACCACCAGGGCCCAGUUCGACACACUGCAGCAGCUAGUGCAGCACUACUCAGAGCGGGCAGCUGGCCUGUGCUGUCGCUUGGUGGUGCCCUGCCACAAAGGGAUGCCCCGCCUGGCCGACCUGUCCGUCAAAACCAAAGACGUGUGGGAGAUCCCGCGGGAGUCGCUGCAGCUCAUCAAACGUCUGGGGAACGGGCAGUUUGGGGAGGUCUGGAUGGUGAGUGCGGACGGUUUGUGCUUUAAUUUAACGGGAGUGUGUGUGAACGACUCGCCUGACACUGUGGGUCUGGGCCACGAUGCCUGGGAGGUUUCCCGCGACUCCCUUGUGAUGGAGGUAAAGCUGGGGGCAGGAUGUUUUGCUGAGGUGUGGUCUGGAACGUGGAACGGCACCACUAAGGUGGCGGUAAAGACCCUGAAACCGGGCACCAUGUCACCAGAAUCCUUCCUGGAGGAGGCCCAGAUCAUGAAGAAGCUCCGACACGACAAGCUGGUCCAGCUGUACGCUGUGGUGUCCGAGGAGCCCAUCUACAUCGUCACCGAGUACAUGGGAAAAGGAAGCUUGCUGGAUUUCCUGAAAGACGGAGAGGGUCGAGUGCUGAAGCUACCCAACCUGGUAGACAUGGCGGCGCAGGUGGCCGCGGGCAUGGCGUACAUCGAGAGGAUGAACUACAUCCACAGGGACCUGCGCUCCGCCAACAUCCUGGUGGGAGACAACCUGGUGUGCAAGAUCGCCGAUUUCGGCCUGGCCCGGCUGAUCGAGGACAACGAGUACACGGCCCGGCAAGGCGCUAAAUUCCCCAUUAAGUGGACAGCCCCGGAGGCGGCGCUCUACGGGAAGUUCACCAUCAAAUCGGACGUGUGGUCGUUCGGAAUCCUGCUCACGGAGCUGGUGACCAAAGGACGGGUACCUUAUCCAGGGAUGAACAACCGGGAGGUGCUGGAGCAGGUGGAGCGAGGGUACCGGAUGCCAUGCCCGCAGGACUGCCCCAGCUCCCUGCACGAGCUCAUGGUCCAGUGCUGGAAGAAGGACCCCGAGGAGCGGCCCACCUUCGAGUACCUGCAGGCCUUCCUGGAGGACUACUUCACUGCCACCGAGCCACAAUACCAGCCCGGGGACAACCUGUAAACCGGGCUUCCGGUACCGCCAUGGACUGCCCCCGGCCCCCAGCGGGGCUGCGGGUACAGCGGCCCCCUGCCUGUUGAAUAUGUACAGUACAGCUUCCAAAUCUGUCCAUACCUCCGCCCUCUCCCCCUCUGCUCCCCACACACAAACUCUGGCCCGGGGGAGGAGCGGACCGAACUGACUUUUUCAGCCCGGAGGUGUUUGCGGUUCUGGUGUUGGAUCUUUGUAGGUUAAAGG